Molecule: messenger RNA, 2959 nt
Organism: Rhagoletis pomonella (apple maggot)
Lineage: Eukaryota; Metazoa; Arthropoda; Insecta; Diptera; Tephritidae
Gene: Cf2
Product: chorion transcription factor Cf2
Exons: 3
Coding region: 865-2481 (538 amino acids)
Biological process (GO): regulation of transcription by RNA polymerase II
Molecular function (GO): RNA polymerase II cis-regulatory region sequence-specific DNA binding; DNA-binding transcription factor activity
Source: RefSeq, a predicted model, not a curated record
UUCAAUAUUCAAUUUCCAUCAGCGAUUUGCGCUUUUUAGCUACUCAAGGGCAAAAAUCAAAUCAAAAGCAUAAAAGUGAUAUCAAAAAGAAGUGCAGGGAGGAUGAAAACCGAUUUCUUCGCUUUGUAGGCGCAUCAAAUAGCUUGAAGGAAGUGUGUGGAAAAUCUUCGACGAUCCCGUCUGUAUGUAAGUGUGGGACAUCAGUCGCAAAGAACAGCGAACGCGCAAAGCGGAGCACUAGUCAAAAGAGGUAGUAAAUUUGUCCGCUGCGUUUGUGGGGGGCAAACGGUGGAUGAGUGUACAGCGACAGCAACAGCAGUUGUCGCCAUAAAAGAAGCAUAAACGCGGAGCAGUGACAAAACUGCGUCCGAAAAUGCGAAAGUGAAGAAAAAGUGAAAUUCCGAAAUUGGAAUUGGUAGCGACGACAGACAACGACAAACGAAAAAAGAUCGUGGAAGGAUGAUAGCGUGAACGGGGGAGAAACAGUGAUAUAGAGUAGGAGUCAAAGAGAUAAUUGCUGAAAAUGCAAAAAAUCAUUGUGAAACGAAAGACGAUUGGAAAACCAUUGUUGAAGUUGAAAAUCGUCUACGCUAAUUAACACUUUGCUUUUUAUUUAAACGCAAAAAAGACUUUGCCGCGCGUCAAUCGCAAGCUACUGUUGUAGGUAAACGGGGGAAAACAAAUACUUAGGUGCUCUCGCAUACUGUUGCGCGCUUAUUGACCACAUAUGCCCUUGCCUCGCCUACGUCACUACAUUGUGAACGAUUCAACGCUUCUAAUUGUGCUUUUGUGCUAUAACGCAUUAUUUUUUGUUGUAAGGUCAUUUUUGCAUUGCUUGAACCGCUGCCAUUGUUUCAUGAAAUUAUGUUGAAAUCGUCCUCUACUGCGCAGGAACUGCGGCUGUGCCGACCAACGAGCACAGCACAGUCAUCCUCGGGCACAUCUGCAGGCAGUGCCAUGGAUACAUUAAAAUCAUCUUUCCUACCCAACCUGGCCAUGGAUGGUGGAGUUAUUACAUCGGCUAGCUUUUGUCCGAUGUGUGGUCAGCAAUUUGAGCGGCCACAACACGCUCAGGAGCAUAUGCAGUUGUGCCACGGCAUAUCAGCUGGCAUGAUUGGUGGCGGUGGUGGCAUCGGUGGUGCCGGUGGGCUCUUGCUAGGCGGUGUUCCACAACCGAACGUACCAGUUUCGGAUCCUAUGAAAAUUGAGUAUCCCUGCUUGAGUUGUGAGGAGAAGUUUGGUUCGGCGCAGGAGCUAGAUGAACACCACCGUAUCGUACAUCAAACCACGGCUUUUCUAGCGCGCUGCAUGGCAUGUGGCAUUUAUGGUAUUUCAUCAGUGACCUUGCACGAAGGCGAUGAAUUCAAGUGCAUGCACUGUGGCUCUGUAUGCACUGCCUCCAAUAUGACUGCAGCUCAGCAGCCGCCGUACAUGGAUCAGCCUGAACCACCCCAAACACCAGAAGAGAUGCCUUCCAUGCCGCCUGAAGAAAUGAAUACUAUACCACCAGAAGAAUUGAACUCAAGACAGAAUCAGCAACAGCAACAGCAGCGCCAGCAGCAGCAACAACAUCAGCAACAACAGCAGCAGCAACAACAACAACAACGGCAACAACAACAGCAGCCAGAUUUACUCGAUCGUCAAAGGCAGCCGCAACCAGAUUUGCUUGAUCAGCAACGACAGCAGGCCGGACAGGCGCAAUCGCAUGCACAAACGCAACAACAAGCGGCACAGGCACAGCAAAAUCAGCAGCAGCAAACUCAAUUAAAAGUACCACCUCUAACUGUAAAAUUGAACAAAGGCAGCAAUGGCAGCACAGAGGGCCAUCCACAUGUGAUAAUCAAGGAAGAACCGCUUGGCAUUAGCGAUGGCAACGGUGAUAUAGAUCCGGCCGCAGUGCCCGUGUACACCAUUCAGCAGCCAGUUGGUGCUACGAGCGUAGUAGUAAGCACCGCAUCAGCUACAGCCGGAGCCCUGGCAAAUGCGACUGGCACAGCAGCCGCCAGCAGCGGAGCUUCCACGACAUUGGGAAACAAAGUGCGCCACAAAUGCCCGGAAUGUCCGAAAACCUUUAAGACGCCCGGCACAUUGGCAAUGCACCGUAAAAUACAUACAGGCGAAGCAGACGUCACGCCUAAAGAACGCCCGUACUCGUGCUCCUACUGCGGCAAGUCAUUCACCCAAUCGAACACCCUCAAACAGCACACGCGCAUUCAUACAGGUGAGAAACCCUUUAGAUGUGGAUAUUGUGGCAGGCAAUUCACUGUAAAGGACUACCUGAACAAACAUUUAACAACUCACACGGGUGAGAAACCCUUUCACUGUGUCUACUGUGAGAAACGUUUCAGUGUCAAGGAUUACCUCACCAAGCAUAUACGCACACAUACUGGCGAAAAGCCCUAUACCUGCCCCUACUGUGACAAGCGCUUUACACAGCGCAGCGCUUUAACGGUACAUACGACCAAGUUACAUCCACUCUAGGGAAGACCGAUUGGCAAAGGGAGCCGUGGCCGUUUGUUAACAUAGUUUUGGCUAAGUGAUGCGGAAGAGAAGAAGCCAACGGCUGAAAUGUUGGCCAAAACGUUGGCGCAGACAGCGAUGACUGCAGAAACAACAACAACAACAGCAGUAGCUGCAGCAGCAACGGCAACAGCAACAGCAACAACUAUGAACAACACCACAGCAUUUGCAACAAUCAACUUAUCAUUAAAUCCACAGCAACAACAGACACAAUACCAACUGCCGCAGCAACAGUAUCAACUACAAAACCAACAACAUCAACGGCAACAACAACCACAGCAAUCACUAGAAGGUACAACAAACAAAGAGCUCGACUUUGUACUGGAUACGAUAGGCUUGUCGCAAGCUUUGUAGUAGGCCACGGCGGCUCUUGUUGGCUGCGAAAUAGGCGCGUAAAAUGAACAACAAAUAAAAAUGCGAAAUAUAAGACGAUUUGCAA